Mizuhopecten yessoensis (Yesso scallop) is the source of this 7961-nucleotide messenger RNA. Its product is annotated as stress response protein NST1-like. Gene Ontology annotation, biological process: regulation of transcription by RNA polymerase II. The record is from RefSeq and is a predicted model, not a curated record. The transcript is spliced from 3 exons. Gene Ontology annotation, molecular function: RNA polymerase II cis-regulatory region sequence-specific DNA binding; DNA-binding transcription factor activity, RNA polymerase II-specific. Lineage: Eukaryota; Metazoa; Mollusca; Bivalvia; Pectinida; Pectinidae. Gene Ontology annotation, cellular component: nucleus. Bases 304 to 1578 code for a protein of 424 amino acids.
AGGUUCACUCAGUAGGCUUCUCAGUCAAACCGGAUACACAUUGAUAGUCUUUAAAAUUGAGUGUUUUGCACGGUUUUAUAUAAUCAACACAUGCUCGUGUUAAUGUUAAAAGAAUUAAGCUGUUUUAAAUUCACCGUGACACUCCGAAGUAAGUUUAACAAGUGCUCUAACAAGGACUAAAAAUACCCGACGAGCAAUUUCCGGUAACACCGCUUGGACGUUUGUCACGGAAGUGUGCUAGAACCCUGGAAGUUUCAGUUUGAAAUUUUGCUUUUAAUUGUAAAUUCUGUAUAUGCAAAAAAUAUGGCAGCUAUUGUUUGCGUAAGUUUGAUCAACAAUAACAGCAUUCCGAUAAUGGUGCAAAGUGAAACGGACAGCAAACCGCUGAACUUGUGCAAACAACAACCGCGCAACAAACCCGACGAUCCACAACGCGUCAAACAGACAUUGAAGACACUGAUCCAAUCGAGACGUUUGGCGGAGGGAAAAGAUGCCAUAACCAUAGAUUUUGAAAAACGCCAGUCUGAUGACGAUCUUAAGCUUACUCCAGAAGAAUUGGCUCGCCAAAAAGACAGGAAGGAGCAAAACAGACGAGCUGCUCAAAAAUGUCGGCAAAAGAAGAGACAUCAACUGCAAACCUUACAAGAGGAGGAAGAGGAACUUCUGUUAAAAAAGUGUCAGUUAGAGGCAAAAUAUCAGAAACUGAACAGUGAAAAAGAGAAGUUAUUACACACAAUUCGAUCCAAUGGUGAGUACACAUGUAACCCUACUGACAGCAGGAGGGAGACGUCCAGAAAAGACAGCAAUGUCAAAAAUAAUCAAGAUGCCCGAGGAGCAGAGGACAGUGCCGGUCAUGUCGUCUGGAGUCUCCUGAAAAACAAAAGAACCAAGAAUCCUAAACAUUACUAUAUCCAGAAGUAUCAUAAAGACCAGUUGUCGGAGGCAGCAAGUGAAAAGGCCCGGUAUGACAGUAGUCAGAUCUCUGCUUCAGACUCAGACAGUCAGUCCAGCUGUUCUACAGCCUUCUCCGCCUCACAAAGACGGCCGUGUGUCAAACAAGAACUUGGUGCUUGUGGAUACUCCAGUCACACAUCUCAUGUUUCAGGUAGUGAGAAGAAAUCUCAUGAUGACAAUUCAAUAGGGCAAACUUCACCUGUAGACUUUUCUAGGAAAAAUUUAAACAAUUUAAUCAAAGGUUGUGUGAUAGAAUUCAAAAAUAGAGACAGUCAGCAAGAAUCGGAGGACAGCACGUCUGAUUACUAUGACAGUUCACAGCAAAGAACAAUGUCAAAUGUGUCCGACAUGGAUGUAUCUCAUACAGAUAGUUCACAGGAGCUGUCUAGCUCACAGGAGCUGUCUAGUUCACAGUCUGAGCUACCCAGUUCACAAGAAUCAACAAACUCUUACUACAGAAACCAAAAAGCAUACUUUGACAUCGGAGAAAGUGAUGAAAAUUUUGAGGAUAGUAGUGAUGAGGAAGAUAUCCUAAUCAUUGAUGAAUCGGAGAGUAGGUCAGAAUUUAAAUCAACAAAUUUUUCAAAUCAAAUUUUCAACAGCAUUAAGGUGACUUGUACUUAGAUUCACAUAAACCAUGUUUUGUCAAAGGAAAGAUUGAUAAAAAUUAGAAGACAGUGAAGUUACAGAAGCAAUGGUAUUUGGAAGUAAUUCUAUUAACCCCCUUUGUCAGAUUUUUUUAAAUAUUGGACUUAAUUGCCAGCAAGUACUAAUAUUUUGAUUAGUGAAAUUUAUAGUUGUCAAAGUGAUUUCCUAAAAUUUUGGAAAAUAUGAUAUAAAAAAAAUAACAGUGAUUUCCUAACAAGUCUUCAUUCUAGUGAAGUGUAAUGGAAGGAAAUGUAACUGAAUGUGUGAUGGGUGUGUGACCUUGUAAUGUUACAGCAAAUUCCGGGUGAUGUGACCAGAUAGUGCAUUGAAGACAAGUAUUAUGUGUAGAGUUAAUUACCUGAAGCGGACCUAAGGAAAUUGAGCUGUCUGUUCUGUACAUGCUUUUACAUCAUAAGUGCACAUCUUAUCUAGUAUAAUGUCUAGAAUUUUUACAUUUCAAUCUUUCUUGUGAAAAAGACCAGGUUAAUGCAACAUGAACCCAUUUUCACCAGGCUUAUAUUAAUAUAUCGUAGGCGAUCAUUUGUCCACUAGUAAAAGGCUACUUGCGUUGUUAUUGUCAAUGGAAUUUAUACAUUAUAACACAGAAAAGGUUCUUGUAUUCAAGUAUUCCUUGAUUUCUUUGCGAUCGUUAGGCUGCAAAUAAAUGUUUGUAUAGUUUAUUAUAUGUAUACUUCCUGGUGUAAUCAGUGGAUGGGCAUUUACUUCCAUAGACUUUUACUUUUAGUAGACUAGUAACUACACUUGUAAGGAUCAACAGUGUGCACCUAUAUAUCAUACUAGGUAUAAAUGGGUAUCUGCUGACUGUCUACUCGGGGAGUAUGACAGAUGUGCACACAGGAUGUCGCCAUAGAUUCCUAUGGUACUGAGGUCCUCUUCAGGUAAAGAGUUGUGUAAAUCUUUUAUAUUUGUCUAUAUAUAAAUAUAUUUUCUUACUUUUCUGUUUAAUUUACCCCAUUUUCUCUCCUCCUGUAAAUGUAAGAUAGAAAUAUCCCAGGUAAGAAUGAAGUCAACGAAAGUGGGCAGGAUAUUUUUGAUUUUUUUUCAUUGGUGAAGGAUAUAUGAGAAAAAUACUCUUUCAUCCCUGUAUGAGGAAAGUUAAAGGUUUUAUUUAUAGGAUUGUGAAUUUGGAGUAAACCCCAUGUCAUAGUCUCGAGUACUACUCCAAUGCAUAACUCCUCAGCAUGGAACUUCUUGACCUUCCACAGUUCAGCAUUUCUACACUGCUGUAUAAGUCUGUGUAUUAGCUAUUCAACCAUACAGACUUCUUCACGAUUAGGAUUGUGGAUAUUAUUCUUUAAUUAUCCUAAUGUACAGAUUGAAUAUGAGUGGAGGUAUUGAACUUUUGAGAUGGCAUUUAUGAGCAACAUGAAUACCAUUUGCACUAGAGAAAACUUAUUACCAAAUGAGUUUUUAUGUAUGUGCAUCAGGUUUAACUUUCCUGAAUUUCAAGUUUGCAUGUGUUAAUGGUCUCAAAGUUUGGUUGGUUAUAGAGUCAGUGCUAUGUGAAUGAAGUCACAUUCACCCAAUACAGGCUCUUGUUAUAUACGUUUUACCACAAAUAUGCCAUACAUCUAGAUACGGUUUCUUUCUAUACAUACUGUGUAGACACAAUAGCUGUCAUUAAUAAUGAAGAAAACUUUAAAAGAAAUGGCAGAAAUAUAGUUUGGUUCGGUAAGGUGUUUGGUAAGUAUUCUAAAAGGUAGAGAGUUUCACGAUUAUUUGUAUGCACUUAUUACUGGGUAUCCAUUUGUGAGGAUAGAGUUGUGUUAGAGAUGUGUAAUAGAGCACCUGUCAACAGGCGUCAUACCAGCAAACAUGUCAACACACAGAAUGGAGUGAAUGAGGAGACAUUCAAACUUCUUGCUACUUCACCUUUGAUCUAUGCGGUAUAACUGAAAUUACUAACAGACGUUUUCGAAUGUUUUCAGUUUAGUACAGUAAAAUCUCUGGUUUCUCUCCAUGAAAAUAUUUAAUUGACAUUUUCAAUAUGCAGCAAAACCUUCGACGAAGUGUAUUUUGAAAUUAAGCGACUAGAAAGCUUGUUGCCAAAGUUCCAACUAUACUUAAACUUUCUUAAGUCUUACUGUAAUUAUGUUACAACAUCAUUACCUUUUCGCUGGCAGCGUUCCAUCUUUAUGCGCAGAUGAACAGUUGCAGGAUUUAUGGGUUUUGUUUAAUUGUCAUAACAUUUCAUGUUAAAACAUCAUUGAUAACUACUGCAGCUUUUAUUUGCCAUAUAUUAUUGAGUGAUGUAGCUGGUGUUUAUACUUGAGAAAAGUGCCAAUUGAAAUCCGAUACAUUGUGUAUUGAUCGCUUCAAAAUCCAAGGGAACUGCUGUCAAUGCACGUCUUCUCUGCGCCCAUAGAAUGCGCCAUGACAAAAUAAAAGGCACAUGGUUGAGGUUGGGUUCAGGUAUCAAAAACUGACCUAUUUUUAGCCAGAUACCCGUCCUUUGAAAGUUAUAGAGGAGUGGCAUCCGACUUCAAUGCUGGUUAAUUUUACCGUUCUGCUGCCACCCAGUUCUUUUGAUGUACAUCAAAGGAGGAAACUAGUCUACUUGUAUCAUCUGCAAGGUGGCUUAUACAGAGCCUUCAAUUUUGUCAUGACUUCAGGAGUGCAGAGAAGAUCUGUAGUGGAACCCAUGGAGUUCGAAGAUGUGUAUUGACAUGAAAUAUUAGUAUGAACGCAGAAUAUGGUAAUACUAGCCAACACUUAUCCAAUAUCCUAUUCAUUUACCCUUAUGGAAAUAAUGCUGAAACUUUUGAACGGUAUUAUGAGGUAACUCUUUUCAUACAGAACAAAACGUUAGAAAAAAAUAAUUAUAAGAAGCCAAGUUAUUAUUGCCAUUUUAAGAAAUUGCACAGAUGCUAGUUGUGAACAGCAAUGUUGCGAUUGUUUCCCAAUUGAAUCAUGUGAUUUAAGACUACGCUGAUAUAUGAUAAUCACAUUUGAAUUACGAAUGUGUCUUCGUUAUGUAGAAAUUCAGCCAUUCUUUUUGUUGAAAUAUAAUUGAUUUAAAUUUUAGGAUUCAUUAUUUUGUAUUGUAUAAAUAUUUUUUUGUACUAUUUGUAUAUAAUUAUAUGCACGUUUCUCACAUUUUGGUAUCCUCGUGUAGUCUUGCUAUAUUCUCGCUUUAAUAGACACUUGUAUACAGUUACUCUUUACAUAAUAGUUAAUAUGAGCAGUAUAUACUCACAUCAAGCAAGAUUUUUUCCUAUUUCUUUUUUAAUAUUGUAAUUUUUUAUUAACAAUUUACUAGUCACCUUACAAUCUUAUAUUGUAUAAUAAUUUAAUAAUUGUUUUACAAUCUUUGGAAUCGCCUUUAUAGAGGAAACUGGGCAUCAAACAGGGCUUAAUCUACAUUGGAAAUUGCUGAAGAUACAUGGAGAAACUCUGUUGAUAUUUUCAUUUAUAUUUGCUAAGCACAUUUUUCAGACAAGGUCGGAUCAACACUUUUUCACUGAUCCUGUUACUGACAUGCGGCGGUGGACUUUGCUGUGAUAUUUGCAUGGUGCUGUGGCUGUUGAAUUUUCUGUUGAUUAUACGUGAAACUAUCGCCACAUUUAGAGCUUUGUUAUUGAGUACACGUGUAGAGAUAUCAUGUAAAUAAUUAAGACUCUUCAUGCCAUGAUAGUGUUUUAUUACUCAAGUGCUAAAAUUUGUUUCGCAGUUAUGUUUUGAUUUUGAAUGUUGGCUUACAUUCCAAGAGUUUUUAGGCAAUGUCAAAAGGUUUGCUAUCUAACUACGAAAGUAGCUUGCAAAGUUUCUUCAGGUUAAAAUGCAUUUUUGUACGUUUACACGUAUUUAGAGCUAGUAUAACCCGCGUUGUUAAUGUUAAUAUGUACUGUAUAUAGUUUUUAUGAAAUCAUUACAUGAUGAUAUCUAAUUAUAUGUUUGUGGUUUGCAGGUUUCAACAGAUUAUUGUUCACCUAUACAACUCUUUUCCUGACUUGUAAUCUAGGGAUCGUACUAGGAAUGCGUUUCAACUAUCAUUGACGAGGGAAGGUUCACUAUGAUAUACAAUACUGAUGCAGCAGGCAAAGCUUGAUUCCGUAUAAGCGAAUAGGAGAAGGAUAAGCUUUUGAUUCCGUAGCUCUGAUACCGUAAUAUGUGUACAUAUUUGAACUUGACGAUCCUUUCCCCUCAUGGAACGUGAAAGUUGCGACCUUUGAUAAGGUUAGAUAUCUAAACAAUUAAAAGUAUCAUAAUUUCGUUAUUCACUCUAUACUAUCGGUUUCUAAAGGUGUUCGUUAACACAUAAAUCUAUUAUUUUUAUAUGAACCUUAUUUAACAGCGUUCGGACCCCUGCGUAGUUGGAGGCAUUGGUUAGACUUCCGACGUCCGGGUGAUGCUAUCAGACCUCUAUUUUUUUCUCUCUCAAUAAUUCAAGCUCAAUGUCAGUAAGAUGAAGAGCAGUCGCCGUUUAUGUGUAUGUGUAGUGCUUACGAGAAAUUCAAGUGAAAAAAUCUCGCAGCUAAAAAACAAAGUUUAAAUUAGCAACGUCACAACAAUGUUAUUUACAAAAAGGAAAGGACUAAUAGAAAAUCAACCUAUAUUGAUGUAUUAUAUUUACCGAAGACCUUGUCGGACGUUGUCGGGACGAUGUAGUCUUCUGGAUUUGACAAAUUAAAACAAGAUGAGCGCCACAUGAGGUACAUGGAAUGAUUAUCUUCCGAAACACUUACGGUUUGUCUCCGAUGUAUGCUUUUUCUUUUGUGUUGGUGUCACAUCUAUUUCUGCUCCUGUGAGUUUUUAAUUUUGAUAUCAGUGUUGACACUGUUGUAUUCACUCUGGAUUUUUUUUCUUAAUAAACAUGUUAAUUAUUGUAAAUUUCGAUUCUAGUGAUGGUAAUGUUUCACUACGUUAACAAUCCCAAAAUUCCUUUAAUUACAUUUUGCAUGUGUGAAAGUAGUUUGGUCUCGAUUACAUGGUUGGAGCUACUUUUGUUAUUGGUUUUAGUGACACAAAUUAUAAUUACCGACAUGUGAAAACAAUUGAGUCUAGCAUUACCUUUUGGAACAAUUGCACAAAAAAAUCUUACGCAAAUGUUAGUUUUAACUACUAGUGGAUCCGCUAUCAAAAUCAUGACCAAAUAGUAAGGUUCAUAUUUACCAGAUGUGUGAACAGUAUAUAUAUAUAACACGUUAAGAUGUCGAUAUGAGGGUUCCAAAAUUUAAGUGUUGGCCAUGCGAUUAAAUCUGUAUGCUAAGUAUUUGUCUCAAAGUAUAUCCAAAUGAAAGUGAAAAAAUCCGGUAAGUAUCACUUCAAACAGGCAUCCUCGAUAAUCCAUGGGUAACGCUCACUUACGCUCUCUGCACCCCUGGAAUAUUGAUGGCACGCGGCUAGCUAUUUGAUUGGUCUCCGGUAAAAACAACCUGACCAAUCUCGAGGCUGAUACUUGUUCUAUGAAGAUCACAGAGGAGCGACACCCGAUUUCAAAAUGAUCUGUUGAUGCACACCUCGCCUUCGAAUGUGUUAUGCCAUAUUCCACGGAUGCAGAAAGCGUAACCCCCGGAUUAUAGAGGAUGUUUAAAAGGUUAACGUUUGAGAACAAAGUUUAAAUUUUAAGCAAAUGGAUAAAAGAAUAAUGAACAGGUCAUCAUCUAGCAAAUUAUUAUUAAACGAAUAACUAUAAAUCCAUUUCAAAUCGCUUGCGUUAUACUUUAAAAUUCUUUGUACUUUUCUCCUUAAAAUAUAUUAUACUGCUUUUGUCGAUUAUUACUCACCAUAUCCAAGUAAGAUGAAAAGCACUGCUAUAAUUCUAUCAUUUAGCUAUAAUUGGUAUUCGUUAACAGCAAGUUGAUGCGGGUAAGUAUUUCUGUGGAAGGUGUCACGACUGUGGUUGUAAGUAGGCUUCAUUGAAGGCUCUCUUGCAAAAGAAUAAAAGGCGUCCCGACACACCUCGUAUAUCUGUCUAUACUUAUUUUAUCGCACACCUGCUCUGAUCUGCAGUUGAUACGUUAUACGAAGUUUUACUCGUUUAAAUUGUCACGACAGUAUUGGCACGUCACAAAGAAGGGCGACAAAGAUCUACAUGUGAAAAAGGUUUAUAGUCCCCAGUACAUCUAUAUUCCAUUUAUUGUUCAAAACGUUUAAGAACGAAACGGCAUGUUAGUACCUUGUGAUGUCACAGGUCAGUGACACAUUUAAUGUUAAUAAAAAAUCUUAAUCCUAUUGAAUGUGGAUAAGUAUAUACUGUUUGAACUUUAAUUUACUUAUUUACAAACAGGCGUAACAGUCUUAAAGCCACUGAUCACUGUUAAUACGUUAAUGCUUUAUAUGUAGGUGUUUUAUGUAAAUAUUCCCAUGUUAAAAUAAACUUUCAUGUUACUCCGCUA